This is a messenger RNA of Pisolithus orientalis, 1579 nucleotides long. RefSeq lists its product as uncharacterized. Bases 261 to 1319 code for a protein of 352 amino acids. The record is from RefSeq and is a predicted model, not a curated record. NCBI's taxonomy places the organism in Eukaryota, Fungi, Basidiomycota, Agaricomycetes, Boletales, Pisolithaceae. The transcript has 9 exons.
GAGGUAGGAGAGGUGAGAGAGGACGCUGACCCACACAAAUAUUCUGUCUAUACAGAGAGAAACAAGCAAGAAUUAGAUGUGAGUUGAUUUGCACCAUCCUAGCUCUCCCAUUAUAACCGUCUUGACGACGCGGGCUUUCCCGCAAGAUGGAGAGGCGGCCUGAUCCUCAGAAUGAUUCUCUCCAUACAGAAGGAGACCAGUUGGAAUUAGUAAUACGGAUAAUCCUGCCAACCACGAUAUUCCUCCCAUUGUGAUCUUGUAUGACACGACAGGUUUUAUCUUCAGGCGAGAUAGGAACAGAGCAAGAACAACCUAAUCCAGAGAGCUAUUCCCUCUCAACAGAAGAAAACGUGUUGGGAUCACAAGUUCUCCGGCAGAGCGAGGUAGGGGGAGCAGUCGUCCAGAGUGGAGAGUCAACAAAGGAGCGAGAAGACGCUGACUCACACAGUGAUACCGUCCAUCCAGACAGACGCGAAUCAGCAUCGGUGGUUUCGCCCCCAGAUGAAGCGGAGACGAGCCGAAAAGACCCUGGUGAGCAGAGCGAUAACCUGCAAAUAGAGAGAAGCGACUCGGGAUCGUAUAUACGUGCAAUUUUCCGACAGGGAGAGAUCGGAGAGGAACGAGAGGACGCUGACUCGCACAGGGAUUCUGUUCAUGCAGAAAGGAACGGGCAAGAAUCAGAUUCUUUCCGGCAUGAAGGAGAGACCGAGCAAGAAGACGCUGAGCAUCAGAAUUCUCCCCAUGCGGAAGGAGACGAAUUGAUAUCGGUUUCGUCUCCCAUCAAGGUAGGGGCAGAGAGAGAAGAACCUGCUCCGGACUGUUAUCCCCCCCAAACAGAAGAAAAUGUGUUUGGAUCGCAAGUUUUCCAGAAGGGCGAGGCAGGGGACGAGCGAGAAGACGCUAAAGCGUACAUCCCCCAGAUAGCAAGCAACGAGUCGGAAUUAGAAGUUUUCCGGUCAGAAGACGUAGUGCGGGGACGAGAAGACACUGUUCCGCAGAGUCAUACUUUCCAUAUGGAAAGCGGAGAGUCAGAACUGAAUACAUGUGUGAUUCACGCCUGCACAGAUCCCCCUUCUGUGGCAUCAGCUUCCGUAUCAGAAUCUUCCGUUCGGAAGCUUGACAUUAAAGGCCCUUUACCAGUAUUUCCGGGCACAAACCUUGAACCCCGCAAGACUGGUCUAUUUUCAAAGUUAUCAAAACUUUUUCGGAGACGAAAAUCUCCUCGGGGUACCCAAGAGCAAAAACGGGUUUCGCCGGAGAUCAUGCAAGCUGCGAAAUUCAAAAAUGUGAGUCCUCAACAUCAUACGGCUGGAGGAUAGUCGUAUAUAGCCGCUGGUAGUUGCACCUAUUAAAGAAGACAGACGCGAAAGGCAGCCAAGCAAUAUGGGCCGGGUAAGUUGCUCUGCACUCUACUUACUGUUUGUAGUUCUCUAAGGUCUUCUUAGGGCCGCCACGUAACGUCUAUGGGAGACGGGAGCCGGCAUUCGAUUAGACACAGAGAUAGUCGGAAUAGCAUCGACACAUCACUAUAUCGGUCGGACACCGCAACAUUUACGGCGGACAACAGAAGUGGACAAAC